GUCUAGUUAUAAAAGCCUUAAAUAUUUCCAUCAAGUCUUGAUUGUAAGAGUUAUCAAACGUAAAUCGCAAGACACUUUAUAUUCCAGCUCUAUCAAUUCAAUACUCAAUCCUAUAUAAUCCGACCUAUCAUGGCGCCAAAGGUCCUUGUUGUCUUAACCUCCUAUGGAGAAAUCCUGGAUUCUGCCGGAAAGCCGAUUCAGAAGACUGGGUGGUACUUGCCUGAGUUUGCCCAUCCAUACGAAAUCCUCUCCAAAAGAUGCGAGCUCGUAGUCGCCUCGCCAAAAGGUGGCGUCGCGCCCCUAGACCCAAACUCGUUACAACCAUGGAUCCAAGACGACUCAUCUUCGGCCGAUUUCUUCGACAACAAAAAGGCUCUCUGGGAGAACACCGCUAAGAUCUCAGACUUCAUAGGCCGUGCUGACGAGUUCGACGCCAUCUUCUACCCAGGUGGGCACGGCCCUAUGUUUGACCUCGCGACAGACAAGGACUCGAUCGCCCUUGUGAACGAGUUCUGGGCUAAGGGUAAGGUCACAGCCGCGGUCUGCCACGGCCCUGCUGCAUUCGUUAACGUCACACUCCCCAAUGGAGAGAAUAUCCUAAAGGGCAAAGAUGUUAGCGCCUUUACCAAUGCAGAGGAAGAUGCUACGGGUAUGUCCAAGUAUAUGCCAUUUAUGCUGGAGGAUAAAAUAAAGGAGGAUGGUGCUAGCUUCCAUAAGGCUUCUGAGUUAUGGGCUCCGACAGUGUGUGUUUCUGGCAAGCUGAUCACCGGCCAGAAUCCCAGCUCAGCCAAGGGAGUUGGAGAAGCUAUUGCAACUGCUUUAGGUAAGUUUCUAAUAUGCUUAUACCUAACUACGCCAACUGACUAAGUAAAUUUAGGUGUUUAGGAUAAAUGUCGACUUGGAUCAUAUGUAAAUGGGGCGACUUUCGGUCUCCAAUGCGAACAACGUAUUUACUAAACAAUUUGGAUAGUCUAACAUAUAUCGGGGAUUUAAUUCGCAGGCCUUUCGAUUCA
Messenger RNA from Daldinia loculata, 1013 nucleotides. Its product is annotated as ThiJ/PfpI family protein. NCBI's taxonomy places the organism in Eukaryota, Fungi, Ascomycota, Sordariomycetes, Xylariales, Hypoxylaceae. Gene Ontology annotation, molecular function: glyoxalase III activity. The transcript has 2 exons. The coding region runs from base 130 to 867 and encodes 245 amino acids. The record is from RefSeq and is a predicted model, not a curated record.